CGUGUGCCCAUCGUCAACAGUGAAAGUUUCCGUCGAUCAUCCCGACCACCGAGCGGUAAAAACGGUAUAAAAACCGGCAAACUGAUCAUCGAAGGCACACUCAUCUCUCAGCGUGUCCCGAAUCAAGCACAAAAUGCGCGUCUUUCUCCUCUGCCUCUUGGCCGUCGGCGCCUUCUCCAAAGAAGCCGACAAGAACAAUUCGAGACGUAGCGCCUACGUCGACGCCUCCAGCAGCUCAUCCGCGGACAUCAUCUCCAGCAACUCUUACCCUACAAGGUACGCCGACAGCGGAAUCAUCAGCAACGGUUACAGCAGCGGACUCGUCGGCAACGGCUACAACACCGGACUGAUUAAUACCUACGGCAGUGGAAUCGUCGGCAACGGCUACAGCAGCGGAAUCGUCGGCAACGGCUACAGCAGCGGAAUCGUCGGGAACGGCUACAGCAGCGGAAUCGUCGACAAUGGCUACAUCAGUGGACUCAACAACGGUUAUGCCAGCGGAAUCAUCGCCAAUGGCUACGGCAACGGAUUCGUCAACAAUGGCUACGGUGUCUACAACGGUGGAUUGUCCAACACCAUCGUCGGAGCUCGUCAAGUGUCGAGCAGCGCUGAGCCGAUCACAGGAACAGUGAUAAACCGAGUCGUCGAAGUCGGAGUGCGAGUUCCACACCCGGUCGAAGUCACGAGGACGGUUCCAGUCCGCGUUCCUCAGUUAGUACCAGUGGAGUACAGACGUCCGGUCCCGGUUCCUGUGGCCCAGCCGGUUCCCGUUCAGGUGACCAGGUCUUACCCAGUGCCCGUCGACAGGCCCGUUCCCGUCUUGGUCCCUCAAGCAGUCCGCGUUUCGUACCCGGUACCGGUUCCAGUCGCAGUUCGUCAAGCCUACGGAGUCCCGGUUGCCGUCGAGGCAAAUUCCGCCCUUAACUCCGGUGUCGUCAGCUACGCUGCACCCUUCGCUAACUUCAACUCAGGAAUCGGAUCUUACGUGGGUCAGAACUCGAUUGGACUCGCUUCUGCAGGCUCGAUUUCCGGACUCGCCAGUGACAGCUACAGGAGCUCGGGAUACUCCGGAGUCCAGAGUUCGUACGUUGCUGGGAAUUCUGACAGAGCGGGAUACACUUACAACGUACCCAGCAAGAAGUGGUAGAGAAAUGAUUACCUUUGAACGAGGCUAAUAGAAAUACGAACCCUUG
This is a messenger RNA of Diprion similis, 1193 nucleotides long. RefSeq names its product FK506-binding protein 5-like. NCBI's taxonomy places the organism in Eukaryota, Metazoa, Arthropoda, Insecta, Hymenoptera, Diprionidae. Bases 134 to 1147 code for a protein of 337 amino acids. The transcript has 2 exons. The record is from RefSeq and is a predicted model, not a curated record.